AUGCCGCUUCAGAAAUCAUACUCUGAGCGUGUAGGCUUGUCAAAGAACCGCAGUCCAUGGCAACGAUCACACAGCCACCCUGCCAAUCUACAGGCGCAAAGACCAAGACCUUUGCCGCCGGUUUCCGAUGUAACAAAGAGAAAGCUUAGCCGGUUCCAGUAUAAACCGGUCGAAGAUGAUGAUUCUCCAGCUUCUGCUUUGGGCGAGGCCAGUGGUACGCCCAACAAGCUCCAGAAUAUCGCGGCUGCAAGGGCUAGCCUUGCGGGGGAUGCUGUCACACCUGUGACUCGAUUAAACUGGAGAGAUCUGCUUGAACCGAAUGCGGCUCCGGCGGAGAACGAGGUCGAUAUCUCCCCAAACGACAAGCUGCUGUGGAAUAACCAGCAAGACUCGUUGUAUGCAGCAGCUUUGUCUCCGAUGAUGCCCCGGAAGGGCAGAAAGCGUGCUCGAAGCUCAUCCCCCUUGUCAUCGCCGGCAACUGAUAUAGGGAGCCUGCCCGCCGUCAAUGUCGACAAGUUGAAGACGGCCCUUCGAUCACCCCACGUCGAUCCAACCAUGGAACUCUGGGACCGAUAUUCGCUGAACGGCCCGGAAGCCAUGACCACGCCUAACGGGGCCGUGAAUCCUUCUCUAGCACAGCUCAUGAUUUCGUCGUCGCCGAAAUCAUUGAGGCACAUGUCUGCUCGCCGGGGCGAUGCCAACUUACGGAGAGCAAUAAGCUGUGGUUUGAAUUGGCCAAAGAGAAGGAAAGUAGAAAGAUCAAAGUCGGGGAGCCAAAGCAAUAGCCAGCAGCGGGAGAUGGAAGCAGCGUCGAAAUCGUCCUUGGUCACAGCAUUAUUGGACACAGUCACGAGCAGUAUUAACGAGCCAACCCCCCCAAGUCGGGCCCAAGAACAGCUCAUGAGAUCGCCGUCACCAAAGAAAAGAAGGCUGUCACCGAAAAAAAAGGAGACGCCGCGUCGGGCGGAGACAGCAGCUCAUCCGUUAGCUUCAUCUUCCGAUUACGGUGACGACGACUUCGAUGAUGAUGCUUUCAUGGAACUGGAAGUCAGCAUGCAAGCCACAGGCACCACCAACACCCCACUACCGGACAGUAUCGAUCAAGGGCAGCCGGGCGGAAGAGAGCUUGAAGGGGAAGGUCAUAGCAACGCGGACCUGGUCGAGGAUCUCAGCGACAUGGACGAGUAUGAUGGCGUUUUUGACAACAUCAUGCAAUCACGGCAAACUGCAACUGGAAUCUCGACGCCCAAGAGACUGUCAAAGCACCCUCUGGCUACGAAACUUGAAGAGAGUCCUGUGGAUGAGUUUGGCAACGACUUGGAUGGUGAUAUCGACUUCGAUGCCGUGGAACUGGCCGCGACCCAAUCGAUACAACAACUGGAGGCGCCAUCCGAAAGUAUGCUCAUCAUUCAAGCCGAUGACUCUAAAGUCACCAGGACAGUGCAUCUUCGGGGCGCUUGGUUCGACACACCUGCGCACAUAAAUUCUUAUGUUCAUGUCAUUGGCUCUUUUUCAGCACGCGGCCAGUGCAUAGUUGACGAUGCACAGAAUCUUUUGAUACUGCAUCCCGAUCAACUCAUAUCAUCCACUGUUGUUGCGGACUCUUUCGGCUGCAUGCGUCGAGCGGUGCUGCAAGACCGCGUAAAGGCUACCAGCGAAGCUUCCCCCCCCCUCGUCUAUGGCACAAUGCUUCAUGAGAUAUUUCAGGAGGCCCUGAUGGCAAACCAGUGGGGUAUGCCAUUUCUAAACCGCGUAGUUGAUAAAAUUAUCGACAAUCAUGUCGAAGAUUUGUACACGAUCAAAGUUGGGUUGUCAAGUGCCAAGGAGCAUCUCCUAUCAAAAAUGACCGAGUUGAGUUACUGGGCAAAGGCCUUUGUCACGCCAAAGCCACAGGCUGAUGCGGUUGUGGAAGAUCGUAAUGGGAAGAAAGCAAAUAUGGCGAUCACAAAGCUGCUCGAUGUCGAAGAGCAUGUCUGGUCGCCUAUGUAUGGACUGAAAGGCAACAUAGAUGCCACCGUCGAAGUUGCCAUGUCCGAUGGAAAACAAACAAGAACCCUAACAGUUCCAUUCGAAGUCAAAACCGGCAAGCAUGCUAACAGCAAUCAUAUGGCCCAAACCGCUCUUUAUACUCUCCUAUUGUCCGAUCGCUAUGAUAUCGAUAUCGCCUAUGGAAUUCUUUAUUACAUGGAAACGUCGAAGACGAUGCGUAUCCCUGCGAUCCAGCACGAGCUGCGACACAUGAUUCUUCAAAGAAACCAACUAGCCUGUUACAUCAGAGAGAGGAGUGUUCAGCUGCCGCCAAUGCUGAAGAGCAAGCAUAUGUGCGGAAAGUGCUACGCCAAAACGUCUUGUUUUACUUAUCAUCGCCUUGCCGAUGACGGAGAUGGCGAAUCUAGUGGCAUGCAUGAGAAGUUUGACGAGCUUGUCAGACACCUAAUGCCAGCCCAUCAAGAAUUCUUUGUGAAGUGGGAAAAUCUUCUCACAAUGGAAGAAAAGGAAAGCCAGAAGACGAAGCGAGAGCUAUGGACAAUGACGAGUACUCAACGUGAGAAGAAGUCGAGAUGUUUUUCUGACGUCAUAAUUGAGGAAGGGUCCGCAUCUGUUGACACUCAGAAUCCGCGCAUCAACCGUUUUCAUUACACAUUUAUAAAGCGAAACCAACAACAUGACUUCUCCUUUAUGGAGUCAGAGUUGACGACCGGUGAGCCCGUGGUUGUGUCGGAUGAAGACGGCCAUUUUGCAUUGGCCAUUGGAUACGUUACUUCUGCUCGCAAGCAACGGAUAAGCGUUGCUGUCGAUAGGCGGCUGCACAACACCAGAACCCGUCAACCCGGAUUUGAUGAAGUCGAUAAUCAAGUAUUUUCCAGCAUCAUGGACGUGACACAGGGAAAAUCCUCAGGCCAGGGACAAUCCAAGACCAGAGGGCCGCCUGUUCGAUACCGACUUGACCAAGACGAAUUCAGCAACGGCAUGGCAACUGUACGGAAUAAUCUGGUGCAAAUGAUGGCAAACGACGUACCCGCAGCGGCUCAGAUCCGGCGUUUGAUUGUUGACCUCGCCACCCCUCGGUUCAAGACAGUCCCAACCCAGUACACAGUUGCAGACGGGGAAAACCUCAACGUCGACCAGAGGCGUGCCAUCGAGAAAGUCAUGAGCACACAAGACUACUCCCUAGUUCUUGGCAUGCCUGGUACCGGCAAGACGACCACAAUCGCUCACAUCAUUCGAGCACUUGUGUCGCAGGGCAAGACCGUAUUGCUCACAUCUCACACUCACACAGCGGUGGAUAACAUCUUGUUGAAGCUCAAGACGGCUAAGAUUCCGGUGCUGCGUCUUGGAGCACCGGCAAAAGUUCAUCCAGAGGUCCAGGACUUUGCGCACCUUGCUGGUCAGCCCAGGAAAACUUUUGACGAGAUCAAGGAAGCUUGGCACGGCACGCCGAUUGUUGCUACUACUUGCUUAGGCAUCAAUCAUCCGGUCUUCCAAGAGCGCUCGUUUGAUUACUGCAUUGUAGACGAAGCGUCACAGAUUACACUUCCCAUUUGCGCGGGACCUAUUCGGAUGGCACGCUCAUUCGUCCUGGUCGGUGACCACAACCAGCUACCUCCGGUUGUGCGAAACGAAGACGCACGUGAAGGUGGCCUUGAUGUAAGCUUGUUUAAGCUGCUCUCAGAUGCUCACCCGGAGGCGGUCGUCAACCUUGAGCACCAGUAUCGAAUGUGCGAGGAUAUCAUGACGCUCAGCAAUACCCUGAUCUAUGAAGGGAAGCUGCGGUGUGGGACAGAAUCACUACGAUGGAAGAAGCUCCAUGUUCCGAAUAUGAAUGCUCUCGGCCAGGUCCACUUCAACGCAUCCUCACUGGCGCAUGCAGGGACACCCAGAUCGUUCUGCACCGGACCGGGCCCGUCCCGAUGUUGGCUGUACGAUCUCCUCGACAGCGAGGCGCGAGUUCGGUUCGUCAACACCGAUACAAUUAGACCUCUGGUCAGAGAGGAGGCCCAAGGAAAGCGAAUCGUGAACUCUGCAGAAGUGCGACUCGUAUCACAAUUGGUAGAAAGCCUUCUUGCGGUCGGGGUGCCCGCGUCCGAAGUAGGUGUCAUGACUCACUACCGAGCCCAGCUGUUCCUUUUGAAAGACCAGCUGAAGGGCUGCGCAGGAGUUGAGAUGCACACCACUGAUCGAUUCCAAGGACGAGACAAGGAAGUCGUCGUUCUAAGUCUUGUUCGAUGCAAUGAAGCAUGCAACAUUGGAGACCUGCUCAAGGACUGGAGGAGAAUCAACGUCGCGUUUACGCGAGCCAAGACGAAGCUUCUGGUUGUGGGAAGCAUGAACACCUUGAAAUACAGCGGCAAGGAGAACAUGCUCAGCAAGUUCAUCUCCCUGAUGGAGGAUCGAGAUUGGAUAUACAACUUGCCGGCAGACGCCCUGGGAAGCCAUCGUUUUGUAGAACCAAGCACAGCCAUGAGCGUCGCCCCGACACCAAAGUCAAAAUCCCCCAACAAGGCGGCAAAGAAGGGCAUGCCGAGCCCUGGAGGCAAGGAGAAUCGUCGACCGUCGCCAAAGAAGGCGAGGAUUGGGCAGCGGGCACUUUUGAAAGGGAAACUGGUCACAAGGGAUAUCCUGAAUGAAAUGACGAAUGGCGCAUACGUGGGUGUCUAG
Molecule: messenger RNA, 4659 nt
Organism: Metarhizium album ARSEF 1941
Lineage: Eukaryota; Fungi; Ascomycota; Sordariomycetes; Hypocreales; Clavicipitaceae
Product: DNA replication factor Dna2
Exons: 4
Coding region: 1-4659 (1552 amino acids)
Biological process (GO): replication fork reversal
Cellular component (GO): cytoplasm
Molecular function (GO): single-stranded DNA helicase activity; 5'-flap endonuclease activity
Source: RefSeq, a predicted model, not a curated record